GUGAAACUUAUUUAUUUUCGAUAAUAAAGUUUUUAAGAAAUAUUUGCGAUAAUUUGAAAAAAGAUUUGAGAAAAAUGAGAGAAGUUCUACUCACAAAUUGUGAACAAUUUGUAAACAAAUGUAUAGAAGAGGAAACGAGAUUAGAUGGCCGAAGAUUAUUAGAAGCACGACCAGUGAAGAUUUAUUUUGGCUCCAAAUGGGGAUGUUGUAUGGUGUCUCUUGGACAUACUAAAGCAAUAGCACAAGUGUCAUGUGACAUACAACAACCAAAAACUGCUCGCCCUAAUGAAGGCACAAUAUAUAUAAAUGUUGAACUUGCUCCAUUAGCAGCACAACACUUUGAAAGUGGCAGACCAUCUGAGGCUGCCAUAUUGAUCAGUAGACAGCUGGAAAAGUGUUUCAAAGAUUCAAAGUGCGUAGACUUGGAAUCUCUUUGUAUUGUAGCAGACAAGAAGGUAUGGAAUUUAAGACUUGAUGUUAAUAUCAUAAAUCAUGAUGGGAACUUGAUUGACUGUGCUUCUAUAGCAGCUGCUGCUCUUAUGCAUUUCCAUAGACCAGACGUUACUUCUACUGGCGAGGAAAUUAUUAUACAUUCAGCAUCCGAAAAAGAUUUUCUUCCAUUAACAUUAUUUCACUAUCCAGUUUGUAUAUCUUUUAUAACUUUUGAAAGUGGCAACACCAUAAUGGAUCCAACAUAUACUGAAGAAAGAGUUGGUGUUGCCGAACUUACUCUUGGCAUGAAUUCUUAUAAAGAACUCUGCAGUUUGCAUUUCGAUUAUUUAACGAAAACUAUGACGGUCGAAGACGUUAUAUCUGCUGUUUCUAAUCAUGCAGCAAGUUAUGCAGCUAAUUUAGUGCAACAGAUUAAGGAGGCUGUAACUAAAGAUGUACAAUCACGAUACAAAAAAGAUAAUAACAACACAUGUCGAUUUAAAGAAAGCAUUCAAACUGAUAAGGUUACAACAAUGAUAGGUGAUCACAUUACUAUUAAGUUACGAAAAUGGGACGCGACAACUAUGGUAGAAGAUGACUAUAUGGAAAUAGAACAUGAGAACAAGAGCUGUAUUAUAAAAUACAAAGAAGGAACUGCUGAAUUAAUACCUGUUGUCGAUGAUUCAAUUAAGACAGAAGAAAAUUAUAGCAAUAUGUAUGACUCGGAUUCAGACAAUCAGUGCCUUGAAUCGCCGACCUCAGAAAAAAAACCCAUAGUGAUAGAUUUAGUGGAUGACAGCGAUUAAAUCGAUGCAGCAAUGUAAAAAAAAGAUGUGUGUGAAAUAAAUCUUUUAAGAUGAUUAA
Messenger RNA from Nylanderia fulva, 1296 nucleotides. It is a transcript of the gene Rrp45, whose product is annotated as exosome complex component Rrp45. Gene Ontology annotation, biological process: U4 snRNA 3'-end processing; rRNA catabolic process; TRAMP-dependent tRNA surveillance pathway. The record is from RefSeq and is a predicted model, not a curated record. Lineage: Eukaryota; Metazoa; Arthropoda; Insecta; Hymenoptera; Formicidae. Gene Ontology annotation, cellular component: cytoplasmic exosome (RNase complex); nuclear exosome (RNase complex). Gene Ontology annotation, molecular function: mRNA 3'-UTR AU-rich region binding.